AGAGCCACUUAAAUUUAUACACAGUUUAUCAGAUAAGAUAUAAGUAUGGGAUCUUCACUCAGCUCAUCGGGUAACCUAACAGCAACGGACGUACAGAGAGCUGUUGGUAGUCAACGAACGAACUUGUCAAAGGAUGAUGCUAAAUUGCUUCAACAUACCCUGAGUACCAUACCCAGUAUGGGCAACCUUAGCUCAUGUGAAGUUGUUAUAGAAUUUGUAGAUACGUAUAAAGUCUCUGUUUCAACAAAAAAUCUCCCCACAGAGCGUUUAGUGUUUGGAAUUGUCAAAGGAAAACCUGAUUAUCACUGGGAGAGAAAAUCGUUUUCAAGGAGUUGCGGGCAAUUUUUUACAGACAGUAUUCCCAGUCUAGUAUCAAGUAUUUUUGGUAUCAUUGGCGCGAGCUUACGUAAAAGUAUUACUUACUGAGAAAUCUUUAAAUACAAAACAUUUCCGACUGUUUUGACAUUCAUUUUCAUCAUAAUUACAUAUUAUAUAGUAGUAAAUUACAAAAUAUAGUUGACAUUUUUAAAUUGAAUUUAUUAUAUAUAAUUUCUCAAAAUAAGUAUGUUUAUUGUAUACUUAUAAAUGAAAUAUUAAGAAAUAUUGAUGAAAUAAAAUGAGUUUUUUUUUUCAUUUUCCUUCUUUUCAGUAAAAUUUUUUUACUGCAGUGAUUUUCAAACAUAUUUCCAUAUUUUCACUGGUGUCUUGCCGUACUACUUUCUUCUUAAUUGGGCCGAUACACAAAAUCUAAGGGGGAGUAUUUCAAAAUGUUAUUUAAAAAAUAUAAUGUGAAAGUUCUCAUUUUUUUUAUAAAUACAAGAUUUAUUUUCAUCAAGUGGUAUGAAAAUAAACAUUUCAUGAAAGGCAGUAGCUACGAGUAAUAAAUUUCUAACCGAUAUUGGAUAUCUUUUAUAGCUUAUGACCUAUAUAUUUUAUGUAAUAUGCUUUGAAGAAUACUUUGAAAACAUAUUGAAUUGCUUUUGAAAUAAUUUGUCAUAGUUGAAUUUUGUAAAAUGCAUACUUUGAUAUAUAUGAAAAUAUUUAUCAAUAAAUGUAACAGUUGCCCUGCCAACCGGAUUUAAAGUUAUUGUAUCACAUAUAAAUUGUAUGAUUUUUUUAUCGGCAUUGACUGUAUUUAUCACAUAAUGAAAUUAAAUUAAAAUGUAUAAAUCAUGA
Messenger RNA from Ruditapes philippinarum (Manila clam), 1176 nucleotides. RefSeq lists its product as uncharacterized. The coding region runs from base 46 to 426 and encodes 126 amino acids. The record is from RefSeq and is a predicted model, not a curated record. The transcript has 2 exons. NCBI's taxonomy places the organism in Eukaryota, Metazoa, Mollusca, Bivalvia, Venerida, Veneridae.